Neurospora tetraspora is the source of this 2206-nucleotide messenger RNA. RefSeq names its product Six-hairpin glycosidase. Lineage: Eukaryota; Fungi; Ascomycota; Sordariomycetes; Sordariales; Sordariaceae. Gene Ontology annotation, biological process: carbohydrate metabolic process. Bases 1 to 2106 code for a protein of 701 amino acids. The record is from RefSeq and is a predicted model, not a curated record. The transcript has 4 exons.
AUGUGUCGGGGGUCUGAGACACACUCUGGGCGCAGUGGAGGUGCUCCGCCCCUCGGCGAACUAAACCCGCCCGUUGCCGGUCAGGCCGCUGUUGCCCGUUUCAAGAACAUCCAGUGUACGUACCUCCUGGCUCACCUCAGCUUCAACUGGAACAAACUAGCCAUUGAUUCGACGACAGCCACACCUGGCAUCGUCUUAUUGGAACUUCAGUUACAAUCAAUCGAUUGUCUUGCCACGGCUGCCUCCGCUGCCGACCAGUCCUUCUCAUUCCUAUCUCCUCAUAUGGGAAAAGACAAGCCGGUUAUCGCCAAAGGUCGAGACUACGUCUUCAACGUGACGUUAUUCGAUGAGAUGAUAAACGCUCUCGAUGUCAUGCAAGAAGCCUACUUCCAGCCAUGGGUUGGCACAUGGCCCUCCGCUAUCGACUGGACCGCCGCCGUCCUAGGGACACACAUUGCCGGGACCCUUGAAACCCUACACCGAAGCCUCGAGAUAGCGGCGUCGAGGGGGAUCGAAAUCUCCGAGGGGUGGUCGGUAACAGAGAACACAAUCUCUCUCUACUUCUCCCAGCUGAUCGGCUUUUACUUCGGCCAGAAUAUCUUUGCACUCCGCCAGGAAGCCUACGAUGACAUGCUUUGGGUUGUAUUGGGCUGGCUCGAUACCGUCAAGUUCGUCGAUGGGUAUAGCAGCACCCCUAGCCGGCCGCCGUUUGGCUUUGGUGACGGCAAUGGUGUUGAGUUCCCAACGGAAACGUUACGGAAUCGUACCUGGCAUGGGACUCUUUGGACUCCCGCAUUUGCUCACCGAGCGAGGAUAUUCUGGGAACUUGCAGAAGCCGGCUGGGACACGACACUCUGUGGUGGAGGCAUGAACUGGAAUCCGCGGUUACUGCCGUACAAAAAUGCCAUCACCAAUGAGCUAUACAUCGCCGCGUCGGUGAUGAUGUACCUCCACUUCCCCGGGGACGACAACAACUCACCUUUCAUCUCCGAGCACGGCAACACGCAGCCCAUGAAUGGUCCUCCCAGCCCCUCAAGAGACAAAAAAUGGUACCCACACGACCCCAAGUACCUCGCCGCCGCGCUCGACGCCUACACCUGGCUAAUCUCCUCCAACAUGACCAACUCCCUCGGCCUCUUCACCGACGGCUUCCACAUCUCCGGCUACUCCUCCGGCAGCAACAACACCAAGUGCGACGAGCGCGACGAGAUGCUGUACACCUACAACCAAGGCGUCAUCCUCACGGGGCAGCGGAACCUUUUUAGUGUUGACCCCGAUCCAUCCUACCUGAAGGCAGGCCACACGCUCAUCCAAAACGUCAUCCGAGCAACCGGCUGGGACCUGGUGCGGGACUCUCCGGUUGAUGACCUUGACAGCCUAAAGCCGGGUGAGCUCCCACCCUGGCGCGGCCUGGGCCGGGCCGGCAUCCUCGAAGAGGCCUGCGAUGCUACGGGCGAGUGCUCGCAGGAUGCGCAGACGUUUAAGGGGAUUUGGAUGCACCAUUUCACUGCGUUUUGUUCACGUAUUACCCAGCAGGCGCCGUUGAAUCACUCAACCUUGACAAGCACAACACCACCUCCCCGUCCGGAGUUCUGGAACAGCAUAGCAAAAGAGCACCACGCCGCUUGCCAACGGUAUUCCGGCUGGCUGAAGCACAACGCCCAUGCGGCAGCGCGCACAAGGGACAGUGAAGGCAAAUUUGGCAUGUGGUGGACAGCCGGUUUGCUGAACGUCAAGACGUCCGAACUCCGUUUUGGGCCGGAUUCGUUGGCUCCUACGGAGGGAGUGACUGAUUAUCGGAAUCAAGGGGUCCCGCAGACUUCUGAGUGGGUUGCAGAAGAAGAGUUGUUGCCUGGAGGCGGAGGAAGAGGGCCAACGGUGGUUUAUAAUGACCAGAAUAACAAGAUGCAGCAUCCGAUGACUGGAAGCCGCCGGUCGAACAAGGGCUCAAGGAGGAGAGGUGAUGAUAAGAUGGCUGAGGAGAGCACCCGGAAAGUGGUGGACGAUGAUCCUAAUACUCGCGGUAGAGGCAGGACGGUGGAAACCCAGAGUGGAGGGUUGGCGGUGUUGAGAGCGCUUUGGGAGCUUUCUGUGCAGGAGGACUGAGUAAAGACGUAGGGUUGUUGUAAAAAGUAUUGCACAUAGGAACUGAAAUAACUUUGUUUUCGUGGACCAUUAACACAUCACUCACAAACUGAAGUUAGAC